CUCUCGGCAGAGUCGCAGAGUGCUCGCAUCUCACGCUAGGCAUGGCCGUGAGAUGAGCUCUCUGCAUGCCGCAUGGAGGCGCAUCGGGCGGAAGUCAGCACGCUUACGUGCGGAUAUAGUCGGAGAGAGAGGCAUGCUGCGACGCUGCGCUGCGAUGCUGCAGAGGUGACUCGGCAGAGAGUCAUGCUGAUGGCGAGCAGGCGCAGCUCUCCUGCAGCCGGCCAGAUUCUGCCGGCCCUUGCUCUCGUCCUCCCUCUCUCUCGAGUUGCUGCUGCUGUUCGGCCGUUGCGGCGCUCGGAGGUGCUCGGCCCUUGCGUCGCUGCCGCGGCGGUGCCUCGCCCUCCUCCGUCUCGGUGCCGAGCCGUGCCCUGUGCUGUGCUGCGGAGCCUGCGCAUCGGGCCGCAUGGCGGCAACGCAGCGCGCCCAGCAUCAGCGCCGGCCGCACCAUAUAACCCUGCGCCUCUCCGUCCCCUGCUCGCCGCCUCGUGACCCUUCCGUGCGCCAGCGCUGCCGCUCUCUACCGCUGUCCUCGCCUGCCUCAGCCCAC
Tilletiopsis washingtonensis is the source of this 547-nucleotide messenger RNA. RefSeq lists its product as hypothetical. The transcript has a single exon. The record is from RefSeq and is a predicted model, not a curated record. NCBI's taxonomy places the organism in Eukaryota, Fungi, Basidiomycota, Exobasidiomycetes, Entylomatales. Bases 190 to 489 code for a protein of 99 amino acids.